GCAUCACACACCUUCAACUAGGGAUGGUACAUCUACCUUCCUUCUAAGCAAUAGCCCUCGUCUUGAAUUCCUAUCCCAAUCUCCUAACUAAAGAAAUGAUAGAAUCAUUUUAACAACCACUUUUCUCCUUUUCUUUCUUUCCUUCGAGUAAACUCCAAGCUCUUAAUGAACCCUCUUUUCUCCCCAUAUCUUUUCCAUUUGUAUAAAAAACAACUAACUUAAUAUCCAAUAAAUCUUUUUACAUGGAAAAACAAUACCAAACUAAAAUCAUUUCUCAUGUUUUAGUCAUUGCCACCAUCAUCUCCCUAUCACUUGCUUCUUUUGCCUUAUGCAUCAUUUGUGAGAUCAAGAAAUCAAAGAAGAAGGAGCUUCGAGUUGACGGAGAGCUAUGCUAUUUACCUCAAAGUCAUGCAUAUGGUUAUGGAAUUGCAGCUUUGAUAUGUUCUUCGAUUGCCCAAAUCAUUGGGACCAUAUUCUUCAUAUUUGUUAAAAGAUCAAGCGAUUUAAAGUCUACUAAAACUUCCUUUGCAAGCAUUCUCGUGUUUUUCUCAUGGACAAGUUUUUUGAUCGCGACGAUAUUAGAUGGAGCCGCAACAAGCAUGAGUCGGGAACAGGCAUACGGGGAAGGGUGGAAGGAUGAUGGCACCUGUUACCUUGUUAAAAACGGCGUUUUUGUUGGCUCCGGAGUGCUUGUCAUUGUGGCAAUUAGUUUAAUAUUGUUGUCCUAUUAUAACUUGACGCUCAAUAAGAACCGAGGUGUACAUGUCCAACUGAAAUGACUUAUGAGCCAUGACUUAUAUUUCAA
Molecule: messenger RNA, 805 nt
Organism: Erigeron canadensis
Lineage: Eukaryota; Viridiplantae; Streptophyta; Magnoliopsida; Asterales; Asteraceae
Product: protein MODIFYING WALL LIGNIN-2-like
Exons: 3
Coding region: 243-779 (178 amino acids)
Source: RefSeq, a predicted model, not a curated record